AUGGAGCAAGGGCUGGUGACCUAUGGCUUGGGGGCAGGAAAGCCCAGGUUGCUGUACAUGGCGGUGGGCGCGACUGUCAAGGACCAGGCGCUCGCCUUCGCAGGGGCAGGCUUCGAGGUUGUCCACACCCCCGCCCUCGCCGGUGCCUUGCAGGCACUGGCCGCCCCGCGUUCCAGCCACAGCGAGCAGAGACCCACCUUCGACGUAGUAGUCACCAAGCUGGGCUCCAUGCCCGACGCCUCAGACCAGGGCCUGCCGCUGGUGCGGGCGGCGCGAGUAGCAGACAAGCGGAUCUUCGUGGCGGUGCUGAGCUGGACGGCCAGCGGGUCACCCCACACGCGGCUCAAGUGCUUCCAGGAGGGCGCCAACAUGGUGACUGCCUCCGAGCCCGACCUGCUCUCCGUGCUGGCCACCAUCGCCGCCCAGGGCACCACUGCCAUCAUGGGUGAUGGCGACGACGAGGUGUACGAGUGCCCGUCGUGUGGGCUGGACGGUCUCACGCACCAUCAGCUGUGGGUGCAUCACCCGCUGUACCAUGUCAACGAGCCCAACGUACCGACGGUGUGUCCUCUAUGCCCUUCGCCCAAGAAGGGCAAGAAGCCCAAGUACCCCUCGCUCCUCUGGCUUUCGUUUGAGUUCUGCAACUCUGGGUUCUGGCUGCCCGGAGGGCGUGUCGAUCCCGGCGAGGAUCUGACGACCGCGGCCAUCCGCGAGACCAAGGAGGAGGCGGGAAUCGACGUCGAGCUCACCGGGAUCCUGCGCUGGGAGUGGGCGCCCCGGCGGAGCUCCAGAGAUGCGCCGUACGUACGGAUGCGGGUCAUCUUCUACGGGCGCCCGCGCAACGAGGACCAGCUGCCCAAGUCCAUCCCCGACUACGAGUCCGUGGGCGCGGUGUGGGCCAGCGCCAACGACGUGGCUCCCGAGAGCGGCCUCCCACUGCGCGGCCGCGAGCCCCAGCAGUGGUUCGCCUACGUCGCGCAGGGCGGAACCAUUCACCCGCUCUCCCUUCUUACCGGCGAGGGCGCUCCCGCCGCAGCCUCAUCAUCGUCGAGUUCGAGCAGGCGGCCACAAUCGUGA
Acanthamoeba castellanii str. Neff is the source of this 1077-nucleotide messenger RNA. RefSeq names its product hydrolase, NUDIX domain containing protein. NCBI's taxonomy places the organism in Eukaryota, Discosea, Longamoebia, Acanthamoebidae. Gene Ontology annotation, biological process: ATP biosynthetic process; AMP biosynthetic process. The transcript has 5 exons. Gene Ontology annotation, molecular function: bis(5'-nucleosyl)-tetraphosphatase (asymmetrical) activity. The coding region runs from base 1 to 1077 and encodes 358 amino acids. The record is from RefSeq and is a predicted model, not a curated record.